Molecule: messenger RNA, 1353 nt
Organism: Drosophila guanche
Lineage: Eukaryota; Metazoa; Arthropoda; Insecta; Diptera; Drosophilidae
Exons: 4
Coding region: 107-1240 (377 amino acids)
Molecular function (GO): protein binding
Source: RefSeq, a predicted model, not a curated record
AAUUAAUCUGUACAAUAUAUCGAGGGACUCUGAAUAUUACCAUCUCUGAUAAUUAUUUACAUACAUCUGUGCUGUUUCCGUUUCCGGUUUAAGUGUCGCUAUUAAAAUGCUUUCCAAUUUACCGAUUGAGAUUCUAGAUAAGAUUUAUGGAUGUUUGAGUUUAAAAGAUAAACUUCAACUGGCUCAAGUCAACGAAAUCCUUGGCCAGGCAUUUUCCUACCAUAGUAAAUUGUUUUGUACACUUUUGGACUGCUAUGUUUUUACAAAUGAUAUAUUGAGAGUUUUUCUGCCGCUUUGCGGAGCGAGUGUGGUCCACAUGAAAACGACUGAAAACACAUUCGAGAAGCCAAUUGUGGAGCUAAUAUUAAAGCACUGCACCAACUUGAAAUCUACCAGUUCGGAGAUUCCAACUGAUCAUUUGAAGGAGUUCAAGGCAUUUAUAGGCAUUAAAAGCCUAAGAAAAAUUGAAUAUUUUAAUAAAUUUAGGUGUAAUCAUAUAAUCGAAUGCAUUAAUACAGAUUGUAAGGAGUUGAAAGUAUUUCACAUAAGGAAUGGACAGGCACAACACAUUCGAAGAUUGAAAAACUUGGAAAAACUGUACCUCAUUUGGCCUGAGAGAAAAAAUUUAUUAAAUAUUUUUGAAAUAGCCUCACACUUAAAAAAACUUCGCAGCUUGGUGGUUAUGUACAAUAUCGUUUCAUUAUGCCAGAAACUUGAUUUUUUAUUACCGGAAUUGGAAGAACUUGAGUUAGUGCAUUGCAGAAUUAGUCUGUCGGUAAUGCCAACAUGUCCAAAGCUCAAAUCGUUAAAAUUUGCGAGCACAGAAACUCUCAAUAUCGUUCAAAUUGUUUCAAAAUACGCCAAUACCCUGGAGCGUUUAUAUCUAUACUCAAUCAGUUAUCUUCCAAAAGAUUUAUUUGAAAUUAUCAGCAAAUGCAAAAAGUUGCAGUUGAUUCAUACAAAACUUUCCGUAAUUAACACUGUGUUUUCCGAUUCUCUGAAUUCCUUUGAUAACAUUUUGAGGGAAAAUGGUUUCAACGAACAAAGGCGUCUUGUUUGGGAAGUUAAUGAACGUAAUUCGGAAGAUGGGAUGCGAUUAUUGAUGCAAAAAUACACACAAUCGCAAAUGCGGAAACUAAUAGAAGUGAAUGUAACUGAUAAGAUACGAAGAACCCCUGUAACAAAUCUACGAGCUGCAUAUCCACUUGAGCGGUCCAUUUUGAAGUAUGUCAAUGGUUAAAUUAUAACGCAAUAAGUUUUUAGAAAUAUUUUUCUACUUGAAGAAAAUCAUACAAAAACCAUUUGAAUGCAUUCAUUCGGGCUUUUGAUUUUAAUUAAUAUUUUCUAAAUGGA